AGUCACUAGCCGCCGGCCGCCGACGUCGGACAGUCGGCUUACGAGCACCCAGUGGAACCUACGUCCGAGCGACCAUAAAAACUCCCGCGAAAAUCACGCCCCAUUUACAAAGUGGAGUAUCAACUUUUUUGUGUUUCUGUGUUUUUGUGUACGUGUUCAUAUAUUUCAUAAAUACAGGAAUUAAAAACAAAGGAACAAAUCAAAAUGGGUGGGAUCUGAUGAAGCGACUCUCUCCGUAACAUGAUGAAAUGAUCAUGGAGUCUCCAGUAAGAAUAUGCAUCGGUGCAGCAUUAGUAGUUCAUCUACUACUAAUCGUCACCACAACAGUAUCUGCUAGCACAUCACCGCCUGAAGCGACUUCUACAACUAUAAAAAAUGACAGGAAUCCCAAGUUUGCUAGAGUAAGUGGCACAAACUGGUCAGCUAGAAAUAAAUCUAAGUUACCAGAUUUAUCAAUAAAUGAACUGAACCCAAAAGAUUCGACCAGUGAAGAGCAUAGCGAGAAAAAUGCUAAAUAUAAAGACAGAGGAAGGGUUAAAUUUAACAUGCAAUCCAAAUCCACGACAGAAAGCACGUUGAGAAGAGUCUCACUUUCAACAAAAGCAGCUGGAGUGAUAAUAGUGACACCAACGCCUGAAGUUAAAAAACCAGCACAAAUUAUCGAAAGUAUGCGUGCUUAUAAAAAAACUAAAAUACCGUCACUGACAGUUGUCAGUACGACAGAACAAGAUGAAUCAGAUGCAAGCGAUGAAGAUGUCACAGAGGAUGAAGACUACGAUGAUAAGGAACCGUUAAAACAGUCAUCGUUGACAAAAAUUAAAGAAAACAGCUUCUUUACUAUACCUAGUUUUGACAUAGAAGAAGAAUUUAAAUCAAAUAGUAAUCGUAAUCGCGAUAAGAAAAAUAACCAGGAUUUCAGUACUCCGUCAUUUGGGGGCUUGUCCAGUUUCUUUCCUAAAAGUGUAUACAGUUCAAAGGAGGAGCCCUAUAAACCUGACACAUAUUUCGACUUUGAUUUAGAUCUGACAACUCCUAAAAAUGAUUUCUUCGAUAAAAAAUAUCAUGAAGUAGCUUCUAGUAUUUUAGACAAUUUAGACGCAAUUAAAACUAAAACAUCACCAAAUGAAACAAAAACGGAAAAGAUUGAUAAAAAAAGUUUCGGCUUUGAGAAACCCAGUAACGAGUCCCCUAAUAAUAAGUCGUCUGUUUAUAUAAAAAAUACCAAAGAAAUACGUUAUCUAGAUAAUGACAAAGCUGGUUCCUCCAAAGGAUUGCAGGAUGUACAGGGUACGAGUAUUUAUUAUGAAAUGACCGUUUUAUCUACUGAAACUUACAACAUAACAGAUGAUCAAGAUGAAGAUGAGGAUUGUGAUAACGAUAACCAAGCAGACCCUACUACAAACUCUAACAAAAAAGUAGAGACCGUUUCAGUGAGAGUAACUUCCCCUACUGUAGAUCAUUCAACAAAGUCGAGCUUUUCUGAUUCCGAGCCAAGUCCAGUGUCAAUGUCCCCCAUAAUGGUAAACUUUUAUCCUAGUAGUACGGCGCGAUCAUCUAUUAAUUCUUUUGGACCUAUUUCUCUUAGUACUUAUAAUACUAAAUUUGUAACGGAGAGCAGUGGAAUGCCUUUCAGUACUCAGGGCAGAAAUAGGAACUAUUCAAAAAAACUUAAUCUUUUCGGUAAUAAAGAAUCGUCUAAUAGUGUAUUUCCCACUUUACAAUCAGGAAAUAAUUUCCAGUCUUCGACGAAUCAAGGGUACAGACCGCAAACAAGGAGAUUUCACUUUACCACUCCAAAAACUAAACCGAUAUGGAUGGCACCGAAAAGAAAUACCACUAGAAAUUCGAUCCCCAGAGUUCCAACCACAAUAUAUUACGAGCAUUUCGAUAUCAAAGAAAAAACUAACUCUCCAAGAGAACCCAACAGGAUUUUAACUACUCAACCUUCGGAUAUAGAUCCAGUAUUACAAAGCGAUGUCAGCGACUCAAAGAAAGUCGUUCAUUCUCAUGCGAUAUCCGAUAAUACAAUACCGUCAUUAUGGAAACGAGGUUCAACUAAGUAUUUAUCACCAACUGUUGCAACAGCUGAAAAUAAUACUGGGACGGGUGAGAUGGAGAUUCCUCCAACGUUAACAGCGUGGGCGCUGGCCAGUAUGCGUAUUCCUCCGUCGUUGGCAAGUCCUGUGGUGAACGUUACAGGAUCACCACAAAAAAAUAUUGACGAAAACGAGCUGCAGAAAGUCGGAGAAGUUACAGACAAGAAAGAAUCGUCCACAAGCUCAACAACGACGGCGACAACGAUUUAUCUUAACAACGACUUUGAAACAAAAAACAUUACAGAGAUAUAUCAAAAUAAACUUCCUUUGAAGUCGGUUUCUUCAACUAUAUCGGACACUGACGGAACUGAAACGGAAGCUAAAGAAACUGGUUCUGACUCUAACUCUGAACGAUUUCCUGCAGAAAGUGUUAUUUCUCUUCAAAGCAGCAAAGAAAUUCUCACCACUGAAGAAAUGAUUGCCGGUACAGAUUACACAACCAUAUCAGAAGAAAUAAAGACAAAAAAUGGGUUGGAGCCUUUAAUAAAUGAAAGUGAUCAAGUAACACCGAGUGAAACGAAGGAAUCUUCUAAAGUAGAAACAAUCCCUCCCCCUGAUACUACUAGGGCAACUGGUUUCGAAUCUAUUACAAAACUACCAGCUGGUAUAACCACUCCAAAAGAUGAGACAAUAGCUACUGAGGGAGACGUUGAUCAACAUCCUUCUGAUAGUGGUGUUGUAGUCACUGACUUUGAAAUAACCACAAUAAGGUUUUCAUACGUACCGACUGAACCUACAACUGAACAAUCUACACAAGCGGACAUAAGCGAUCAACAUGUUGUUUUUCCCACACGAACUAUGCCGUCGACGGCGAAAGAAACGUCCAUUACAACAUAUAGACCAAAAUUCUUUACUACUACAGAAGAUGUAGAAACCUCCACAGUUAUUAUUGAAACCACUCCUCAGCUAGAGGUUUCUUCACAGGUUGUUGAAAAUGUUACCAGAAGAGACACAACAAUUUCUACUACAACGGAAAUAACGGAAGAAAGCGAGACGACGUCAAAGAAACCGGGUUUUGUCACAACAGAGAUGAUAUUAGAAACUACUGAGAGAACAACAGAGCCUGAGAAAGAAAAUGUUACUGAAAUAAUUACUGAAACACCUAAGGAUGAAAUGCCAGUAGAGACUACGACAAUUGUGGUUACUGUUGUGACCGAAAUCAAUUCAGAAAGAACUCCUGUAACUGACACUAAUCCAACGACAGAACUAUCGUCUGACUGUGAAGCUAGUCUAACAACAGAACUUUUGUCCGACUCAGAAACGACAUCAGAAGAAAAUAGCGACAGUAACGAAGUUAUUGCCCCUCAACACAAAAAGACAUCCAUUAAACCAGAAACCACAACGACUUCCACCUCCACGACUACCACUACCACGACUACUACCGCUGCUCCUACUACUAGCACGACAACCAGACUAACACAUCAAGAAGAACAUAUAGUCGAAACGACGACAGAAGAUUUGGAUUUAAUGACGAAAUCUGUAAAUGAUUUGGAGGAUUUGACGAGUUAUGCUGGCGAUGUGACAACAGAGUCUUCUUCGAGGGUGUUGAGUGAGGAGUCAGGAUCGGGAGCAGCCAUCGCUAUCGCUGUCAGUACUAUAGGAGUCGUUGCUCUUAUACUACUAGUCGGUUUGUUGUUGGUAGUACGUCGUCGCGGUCGGCGAGGUGUUUACGCGCAGAGAUGCACACCAGUCUCCCUGGACGCCUACAGCUUAGACAGUGUCAGCGUGGGGUACAGGAAGGGCAACCAGCGACUCCGAGCCAGCAAACGGAGUUACGGAAACCCGGCCUACGAUGACGAGGUAACUUCGCAUCCGAUGCACUAUGCUGCUCUUGCUAACUUCGCGCUAGACAUAGAUUCUAUAACAGCUGAGUUCAGUGAGAUCCCGUCAGUCACGGUGCGCCCGGAGGAGGUUCCUCCUGGAUGUGAGGACAAGAACCGCUACUCGAAUGUACUUCCACUCCCGGAGACCAGGGUGCCGUUGAAGAGGAUUGACAAUGAUCCCACCACGGAGUAUAUUAAUGCUAAUUAUAUAACAGGUCCAGGUAACAUCCACCGCUACUACAUCGCUUGCCAGGCUCCUCUCGCCAACACCGUCGCGGACUUCUGGAGAAUGAUUUGGGAACAGAACUCACGGCUCAUCGUCAUGCUCACGGAAUAUAUGGAGAAUGGUGUUGAAAAGAGCUAUGAAUAUCUCCCACCAUCAGAAAUAUCGGACAACAAGAGAACCUUCGGCGACUUCCAGAUUAUAUUGAAAAAACGAGAACAACGCGAUAAAUACGCGAUAUCUAGUAUCCAACUGAUCAACAUGGUGUCGAGGACCUGGAGGGAGGUCACUCAUCUCUGGUAUUUUUGGCCGGCGAAGGGUGUCCCAGAUGAUUACGAUUCCGUUAUAGACUUCCUCUCAGAAAUGAGGAGUUACAUGAAGAUAUCACAAACAGCCAAGGAGUACGACGAAGACGGUGUGGAGGUCAUAUACGAAGACGAGAGUCGCUCGUCCUAUCAGAACUUGUCGAAGCUUCGUGAAGAGAACGGCUCCAGCAACGGAGUGAACGUGUACUCACCAGCUCGAGCCGAACAACUACAGAGGAGACAAACAACCAACGGCACGCUCGGGAGGAUGAAGACGGCCUCCGAGGUCGAAGGCGUUCGUCCGUGCGCGUGCGUGUGUGCGUCGGGCGCGGGGCGGUCGUGCGCGCUCAUAGCGGCGGAGGUGUGUUCCCGGGCGCUGGCCGGCGGCCGCGUGGACGUGCCUCGGACUGUUCGCGCCCUCAGGCAACAACGGCCUCACGCGCUCGCCAACAGACACCACUACGUGUUCCUCUAUAGGCUGCUCAGUGAGUACGGCAACAAGCUGAUGGGGGGCGGCGUGGACACCAUCUGAUGAGGAGUGCCCGCCAGGGUGGUCUCGCGUCGUAUGAUAUAAGACACUCAGUUUGUUGAGGUGCUUCGUUUAUAUAUUUUAAAGGCUUUAACUAGUUUAAUACUGUUUCGCGUUCCCACGUCAGUUCCGUCUCUCGCGUGCGGCCUCCGAAUUGGAUUAUACCAAAGCAGCUAACGAUCUCUACUGUGAAUGGUCGCUCGAUACUAACUGAUUAUACAUUAGAGUUAAGAUGUUAUGGAGCUUUGUAAGGCUUUACGUCGCCAUUAACCGACUGGCCCUCCAUCAUAUCAGUAAUUGAGAAUAUUAAAAGAUACACAUAAAAAUAUUAUUAUUAUUAUUAGAACAUUAUAUUCUAGUUAAUUGUUUGUAUAUAUAAGUAAGUCUUGCACUCUAAGUACGAGUUACCAUCCCCUCCCUAAACGAAGAGCUUCGAUGUUUGGACACUGUUAGUGUUUAGUUUUGUCGUUAACUCGUUCUAAGGCUGCCGGUGAGCGAUGCAAGGUAACGAAUAAUGAAUGUAACUGUCCCUUGACCCUCGUCCACCGAGCACCGGACAUUGACUUCGUUACCUUAACAUUCACUAUAACGACAUCUGCUGUGAUUUCUACUAACUUAUAUCUAAGUUAUCUCUACUAACAUCUAGUACGCGCCCAUCGCAAUCUCGACCCUACGCGGAUGUAGAGGCGUGCUAAUUUAGUCCGACACUUGUUUGUUUAUUUCACGUUCUAUUAUAAUUUUAUUUAUGUUAUCGUUGUAAAGAAUUAUAGUUUUAUAAGUUAUUUUAUUGUAAGCAUUUAUUAUACGAAAAUACACGCACGAUCCUGUAACAUUCUGUUGUAACGCUAUGCUAGAGUACUAGAGCUUUCAUUAUACAUAUUGUACCAAAAAUUUUUAGCGAAAUUAUGUCCUUACAGACCUACGAUUAGUUCUAAGGUAGCUGAUACGCGUAAUAAAACUUCCAUUUAUAAAA
Molecule: messenger RNA, 5949 nt
Organism: Danaus plexippus (monarch butterfly)
Lineage: Eukaryota; Metazoa; Arthropoda; Insecta; Lepidoptera; Nymphalidae
Product: mucin-2
Exons: 11
Coding region: 249-4979 (1576 amino acids)
Biological process (GO): protein dephosphorylation
Molecular function (GO): protein tyrosine phosphatase activity
Source: RefSeq, a predicted model, not a curated record